Messenger RNA from Trypanosoma grayi, 2181 nucleotides. RefSeq lists its product as hypothetical. The coding region runs from base 1 to 2181 and encodes 726 amino acids. NCBI's taxonomy places the organism in Eukaryota, Euglenozoa, Kinetoplastea, Trypanosomatida, Trypanosomatidae. The transcript has a single exon. The record is from RefSeq and is a predicted model, not a curated record.
AUGGACAUGGUCUUAGUAUCCGUGGGCCCACUGUCCCCGUUCAUGUUUGACUCUCCCCAUGCGGAGUUGGUGCCACCAGGCUUCACACCCGGCUCCGUUGCGGACGCCAUGCUGCACAUCAGUGAUCUAACACUUCGCUUCGACGUGCUCGCGAAGUCCAUCGACAGUUCGUUCCACCCUGUGCGUCACGCAAUGGAAAAUCACCCCAUUCAUACACGUGCACUGCACAAGCGUCAGUUUGACGUGAUGCGCUACGGUAUGGUGUUGGAUGAAGUGGAGCGGCUCGUCCUGGUGCCAAUGCCACGGCUGUGCGGUGACAGCGGCAUGAAGGUCUCUCAGGAAUACGCCGCCAUCUUUGGUGGUGACUUCAAUCAGACGCCGUGCGCGUCGCACCCUAUCCUGACAGAGUACUGCUUUGUUGUGUACCAGCUGCCGGCGAAGGAUGAGGGGGAAGGGGCCUGUCCCACACCACUGUUCCGCCUUGUCUUUCGAAACGAGGCAUUCAAUGAACAGGUGAAGAUGCAUCUCGUAGAAUCCUUUCCUCUAUUUCGUCUGCGCUCUGUGUAUGUGUCUCACACGAAAUACUAUUCCCUUCAACACCAGCUCAACUUGUACGCCAAGGCAUCGGCAUCCAGCGAGCGUCUACCUGAUACUGCAUUGGAGGAAACGCUGGGUAUAUCACCCCUGCGGUGGCUAUUUGAUGCGUGGCUGAUGGUCUUGGAAGGCAUUGCACCCACGUGGCUUGUGGACAAGGGAGUUGGACCGGACAUCGUUACCUUGUUCCUCGCCUCACACCGCCCAGAAGGAAAAUAUGAUGUAAAGGAGAGUUUGGAGGCUUACUCGCAACUGCCUGUAGACAAUCGUGUACGAUGCUCGUAUUAUGCAACUGGUGAACGUUUGCAUCAGCGUGUUCAUGUUAUGGAAAGAGAUCCUGAAAUGAUCAAUAAUUGGCGCAAAGGAUCGUACGAUAUUCGUUUCUUUGAUGAGGAUGCGGUUGACUCUGAGCCAAGGGUGCAAGUGGCCCAUUGCUUUCGCAUACUCCUCUGCCGAAGGAAGCCAGGAAGAAACUAUGUUGAGGAUGAUGAGAUUGCUGCCUUUAUACCAGAAGAUGAUGAGUGUAAACCACUACAGGUAUACAACACAUUGGCAGCAGAGCGACUGCGGUUGUGGGUUCUAAAGGGCCUUCUCACCGCUGAGCUGCACGGGAUUCACUGUGUUAUGAUUGAGUUUGACACCGCAAUGGUGGUGGCAAAAUGUGUCGGGCUCCUUUGGGGUGGUGGAGAGGAGGACCGCCAGUGCGAAGUUGUUUUCCAUGUGUGCAAGAUUAUUGUGGAAACGGUGGAGGACUACGUGCAACACAGUGGCGUUAUUUGGCGCGCAAUCAUUGUCACCUCGGAUGCGGACUCGCGGAAGGCGGCUAACCUCUGCCAGUCGAUACUGGAGGUCACACAAAUGGCAAAAACCCGCGUGGAGAUUGAGGAGCGGCAGUGCGUUGCCGACAAGGCAGCCCGAAAAGAAGGUUCGUCAACACCAUCCGCCAGCGGUGUCACUGCGCCAGCAGAAGGGGAGGAAGAGGACGCCGAUUAUGAAGAUGGUGAUAAGGAUCAUGAUGAUGUGCGGGAGACCGAAAAAGCUAAUGCACAGGUCGCGUUGUUGAAGGGAGGUGCGGUGGCAAUGACGCUGACAACGCGAACAAUGAUGACAAUGAUGGAAAAUGCGACCAAUACUGCUCUCCUCAACGCUUCUCCGCUUCACACCGUUGCAAAGUUCUCGGAAGGCAUCAGGGACCGUGCGGCGCGGUGUGGUGUGCGCAUCUCCGACGGCGAGCUGUACCCCAUCUUCCUCGCUCUCUCUGAUGGCGGGGAGAGGGUUGCAAUCAGCGACAUUGUGCAGCUUAUUCUCGAAAAGCAGGAGGAGAUGAAUGUCCCCGAAUGCAGCAGGCGCUGCAGCCAAACGAGGUUGCUGUGGCCGCACGAUCACCCUAUCUGCGCCUUGGAUAGCUGUGGUGUUCCAUACGAUGAGCAAAGUGUCAUGAACUUUGUAAAGAGUUUUCAGCGACGGCCCUACCGCGCCCAGGUAGGUGACUGCAGGGCUACAAUGAAACAGACACCUGACGAUGCACCAGAAUCCCUCAACUAUGUUGAGUUUUCAAUGUUGAUGCUCGCCCUGGCACGGCAGUAG